This is a messenger RNA of Cynara cardunculus var. scolymus (artichoke), 3796 nucleotides long. Its product is annotated as tetratricopeptide repeat protein SKI3. Gene Ontology annotation, cellular component: Ski complex. The coding region runs from base 168 to 3671 and encodes 1167 amino acids. NCBI's taxonomy places the organism in Eukaryota, Viridiplantae, Streptophyta, Magnoliopsida, Asterales, Asteraceae. The record is from RefSeq and is a predicted model, not a curated record. The transcript has 22 exons. Gene Ontology annotation, molecular function: protein binding.
CUGGAAUUGUAUCUUCACAUCUCGUAUACUCGUCGCCGCCGGCAGCCACCGUCCUAUAUCCACUUCACUAUCACCGGCAUCUCGAAGUCUCCAAGUCGCUUGCUCGCAUCGUCGCUGUGGCACACUCGCAUCGCAUUGUCCAUUGCUCGAAAACCUUGAAAUCUUGAAUGGAAGAAGAAAAGGGCGGUCAAGAAGACUCUGUUUUCACACAGUUAACCGAAGCUGUUGCCGCCAACUCUGAAGACCCUUCCCUCCAUUUCAAUCUUGGUUUGUUCCUGUGGAAGGGGAUUGGAGAAGAAUCUAAGGAAAAGGCGGCAGAGCAUUUUGUGAUUGCAGCAAAACUCAACCCACAAGAUGCAAAUGCUUUUAGGUAUUUGGGCCAUUACUAUAGCAGAGUUGAUACUCAGAGAGCUCUCAAGUGUUAUCAGAGAGCUCUCAAUCUCGCUCCUCAAGAUUCUGAAUCUGGGGAGUCGAUGUGUGAUUUGUUGGACAAAGAAGGAAAAGAGAGCUUGGAGGUUGCUGUCUGUCGUGAAGCUUCAGGGAAGUCGCCAAGGGCCUUUUGGGCAUUUCGUAGACUAGGUUUUCUACAGGUCCAUCAGAAGAAGUGGUCUGAAGCAGUUCACAAUCUUCAGCAGGCCAUCAGAGGAUAUCCUACAUCUGCUGAUUUAUGGGAAGCCUUAGGUCUUGCCUAUCAGCGAUUAAGCAUGUUCACAGCUGCCAUUAAGUCAUAUGGUCGAGCUAUAGAGUUGGAGGAAUCACGAGUAUUUGCAUUGGUUGAGAGUGGAUAUGUCUUCUUGAUGCUUGGUUCACAUCGAAAGGGAGCUGAGCAUUUUCAGCAAGCUUUACAGAUAUCACCUGAAAAUGUAGCCGCACACUAUGGACUUGGGUGUGCGCUUCUUGAAUUAUCAAAGGAAUGUAUAAGCUCAGGUGCAUUCAGAUGGGGAGCUUCAAUAUUAGAGGAGGCGUCAAAAGUUGCAAAAACUGGUACAUGCUUGGCGAAAAAUGUUUCAUGCAUGUGGAAGUUGCACGGUGAUAUUCAGCUUACAUAUGCAAAGUGUUUCCCGUGGAUGGAUGAAAACCCCAUCUUAGAAACAGAUAAGAAAGCUUUGACUGCUUCCAUCCUUUCAUGGAAAAACACCUGCUCUUCAGCUGCACUGAGUGCCAGGCAUUCCUAUCAACAGGCACUGCAUUUGGCUCCAUGGCAAGCCAACAUCUACACAGAUAUUGCUGUCACAAUAGAUGUAAUAAACUCUUUUAAGGAGGAGGAGAAACAUGAUUCUAUCCAAAGGGAACUACCUGAGAAAAUGAUUUUAGGGGGAUUAUUACUCGAGAGUUCCAACAAUGAGUUCUGGGUUGCAUUAGGAUGCUUAUCCCAUCGUGUGGAAUUGAAACAACAUGCUUUUAUCAGGUCACUGCAGUUGGAUGUGUCAUUAGCUGUUGCAUGGGCAUAUCUUGGGAAGCUCUACAGAAAACAGGGUGAAAAUAAAUUGGCCCAGCACGCAUUUGAUCGUGCCAGGAGUAUUGAUCCUUCACUUGCAUUACCGUGGGCAGGCAUGUCAGCAGAUAUGUCUAUUAGGGCGCUCAAGCCAGAUGAAGCUUAUGAUUGCUGUUUACGGGCUGUGCAGAUACUACCACUUCCAGAAUUUCAGAUGGGUCUUGCAAAGCUUGCUCUGCUUUCUGGUCAACUUUCAUCGUCAGAGGUAUUUGGACCCAUACGUCAGGCCUUGCAUCGUGCACCCCAAUAUCCUGAAUCUCACAAUCUUCUAGGGCUUGUUUGUGAGGCAAGACAUGAUUAUCAGUCUGCUACCACCUCGUAUAGGUUAGCACGUUGUGCAAUGAACACUUCUUUUGGUGACACUACAAAACUCCUUGAUAUAUCAAUUAAUUUGGCAAGGUCGCUCUGUAAGGGAGGCAAAGCUUACGAGGCAGUGGAGGAAUGUGAAGAAUUAAAGAAGACAGGGCUUCUGGACUGGGAAGGUUUACAUAUGUAUGCUCUAUCAUUAUGGCAACUUGGCAAGAAUGAUCAGGCUUUGUCUGUGAUUAGGAUUCUAGCUGCACGUGUUAAAUCAUUGGAACCAAGAUUGGCAUCCACCUCCAUAAGCUUCAUAUGUAGAUUGCUUUACUACAUUCAUGGGCGGGAAGCAGUGAUGACGACCAUACUGAAAAUGCCUAAGGAUUUAUUUAAUAGUUCAAAAGCUAGUUUUGUGGUAUCUGCCAUCCAUACUUUGGAUCAAAGCAAUCAGCUUGAGGCAGUUGUCUCAAGUAGUCGCUCUUCCCUCCUAACUCAUGAUGAAAUUACAGGAAUGCAUUUUCUGAUAGCACUAAGCAAAUUGGUAAAAAAUGGUUCAGAGCAUCGCCUGGGAUUUCAGAGUGGAAUAGAUCACCUUAAAAAAAAUCUCCACAAGUAUCCUAACAGUUAUUUGCUAAGGAAUGUUCUUGGUUAUCUCCUAAUAUCUAGUAAUGAACGGAAAGAUACGCACUUAUCAACUAGAUGCUUUACUGUGAGAAGCAGCCCUUCGGAAUGUCCCAAGGAAGAAGGUUUAAUGAGUGCACCUGAGAUCCUUGGUGCGAGUGUCGUUGCUUGCUACAGCACUGGGAAUUUCAACGAUAAAUACUCUUUCUCUACCUGUAAAGACCAAUCGCCACAUAGACAUGGGUCGCUCAAACUAUUGCAAAAGUGGUGUCAUCAAGAACCAUGGAACAAAAACGCACGAUACCUUCUAAUUCUCAACUAUUUUCAGAAGGCACAUGAAGAGAGAUACCAUCAACAUAUAUGUUUGGGACUAAAAAGGCUAAUUGGUGCGGCUCUUUCAGAUGAAUCUCGUCACUAUCAAAAGUUCCAGCUUUUACUUUGUGCUUCCGAGAUAAGUUUGCAAAGUGGCGACCACAUUGGCUGCAUAAAUCACGCUAAAAAUGCUUCAAAGCUUUCUGUUCUCGAUGGGUAUCUCUUCUUUGCCCAUUUGCUACUAUGCCGUGCCUACGCUGCAGAAAAUAAUCGAGUCCUGUUACGUGAAGAGUAUAUGAGAUGCUUGGAUUUGAGAACCGAUUAUCAUAUCGGUUUGAUUUGCCUUAAAUAUAUUGAAUGUCAAUACGAGCUACAGACAGAUGAAAGUAUAAUUGAAUUGAGGUUUGAAGAAUGUUCUAAGGAUAUAAAGUAUUCAAGGAAUGCAUGGAUGGCUAUAUUGAAAUUUGUCCAGGGACUGAUUGCUGUUUGGGAUGGGAAUUUUCUUGGUGCGGAAGAGUUUUUCGCUCAUGCAUGUUCGUUAAACGAUUCCGAAAGUUGUCUGUUUUUGUGCCACGGUGCCAUCUGUAUGGAACUCGCGAGACAGGAAUGCAACUCGGACUACUUGCUGCUGGCGGUGGGGAGUCUGAAGAAAGCUAGAUACAUUAGCCGUGCCCCUUUACCUAUCCUGCAAUUGCUACUAGCACAAGCGGAAGCAAGCCUUGGAUACAAAGCGCAAUGGGAGCAGUACCUUAAGUUUGAAUGGUUAUCUUGGCCUCCAGAGAUGAGGCCGAGCGAGAUGUUUCUUCAGAUGCAUUUGAUUUCAAGAGAAUCGCACGAUGCUAUCUACGCUUCAUCAAGAAUGAAAAAUCCUUUGAGAUGGAUUCUUCAAGCGAUACAUAUGAAUCCUUCGUGUUCGAGAUAUUGGAAAGUUUUGCAAAAUUCGUAACCUUAAUGUCGGUUUUUUAGUCAACACUUCUAUGUUCUUGUAAGCUUUCAUGUUCAUAUGCCGAAUGUAAAACCAACCCUUUGGAAUUUAAGUUUAGAGAAUGCAUGAUAGUUGCUAAUUAUAAC